Neolamprologus brichardi is the source of this 1054-nucleotide messenger RNA. RefSeq lists its product as uncharacterized. Gene Ontology annotation, biological process: regulation of apoptotic process. The record is from RefSeq and is a predicted model, not a curated record. NCBI's taxonomy places the organism in Eukaryota, Metazoa, Chordata, Actinopteri, Cichliformes, Cichlidae.
CCGACUGUCUGUCUGUAGUCCACAUCUCUGCUGGUAAAAUGAAGGUCCUCAAGCCUCGAAAGAUCACAGACACUCACGUGAUCGUGGAAGUUACUCACCUCUCUUCCUUUGGCCUCGUGUGGAACAUAAAGAGGUUUUGGAACAAGGAGAAACCAGUUUCGGGUCAAGUUUUGCUGUUCCUUGAACCAAUAAACUUUAGAACACAGAGACAAAACCUCAAUGUGCUUCUCCUGACAAGCAACAUCCCAGUGGAAGAGGUCAGGGUGAAAUACAGAGAUGCUAACUUCAUCCAAGCACCUUCCAAAUGUAAACUCAUCAAAGACCACAGAUACACUGUUCUCUGUCCAGUUGCCUAUAAAGUCCAGCCUCCAGAAGAAGAUUUUGACCUGGAUUUUGGAACAAACUACCCUCCAACAUUUCAGAUCCGCCUUCCUGCAGACACUGAAGAAGUCACAAUAACAAUCCAAGGCCAAACAAACACAGAUGUCUGGAAAUGCACUAUUGAUCUACCAGAAAGAACACGCAGUCAGUCAACACCCCAGAUCCUCCCACCAGACAAGCAUCUGUUUGCAGUUCGGAAGCAGUUUGUGGAUCAAGUGUCAGAUUCGACUGUGAACCAGCUGCUGGACAGCCUGCUCCAACAAGGAAUUAUAAAUAAGGAAGAAAUGGAUUCAGCCAGAAUCAAACCCAGAGCUGACCGAGCUCGAGAUGUGAUAGAUGUGGUGCGAAACAAAGGAGAAGAAGCCAGCUCAUCCCUGAUUGAUGGCCUCCGUGAGUUGGAUCCAUACCUUUCUGAAACCCUGCACCUGAGCUAAGAUGAGCUGAAACAGUUCUUUAAUGAAGUUAUUGUAAAGCCGUACUGCUGUCUGAGUUUGGUAAAUUUAAAAUGAAGGCCUAAUUUUCAUUGUUUGUUUCUUGGUUUUGUAUAUUUUUGUCAUUUGUUUUCCUUGUGAGCGUGCUCAGAGAGAUAAUAAAUCAGAGCUCUAAUUAUUCAGUUGUCUGUCUCUGAUAUAUUUUUAUGGUUUCUUUUUGUUGUUUUUUCCUGAACCUGAAA